UUGGGUGUAUGUAGCAUGCCUCGCAGUCUGCUGAGCGAGGGUUCAUACUCGUCGCUGGACCCAGUCUACAAAGGCACCACCGUGCCUAACAUUAAGGAUGGUAGAAUAAAGAAAGUCUUAAAGAUGUCUAAGGCCAAGAAGAGAUUAAAUUUUAAUGAGAUAUUAUUCAGUCAGCUUCAUAAUAAUGAAGAAGCGGAAGUGAAUAUCCUCACGAAGGAAGAAAUCAACGAGGAGAAAAUGCCCACAACCAAUGCUGAAGAAGCCGCUCUGCUCGGGGUGGCGCCGAUGGACAGCAUGGACGACAUCGAAUUGAAGAACAUCCAGCUCCAGUUCCCAUCCGCUCGCUGCUUCGGGGAAGCGGGCUGCACCGAAGUCCGCGUCCGCACCGACCGCGGGGACAUCCUCGUGGCCGUGCAGGGCGACCGCAACAAGCCCGCCAUCUUCACCUACCACGACCUUGGCCUAAACUACAUCUGCUUCCAGCCGUUCUUCAAUUUUGUGGACAUGCGCGCCUUGCUGGAGAACUUCUGCGUGUACCACAUCAACGCGCCAGGGCAGGAGGAGGGCGCGCAGAGCUUGCCGGAAGACUACAUCUACCCGACUAUGGAUGAGCUGGCCAAUCAGCUCAACUACGUGCUGGGCCACUUCGGCAUCAAGUCGUUCAUCGGGUUCGGCGUUGGCGCAGGCGCCAACAUCUUAGCGCGCUUCGCUCUGGCCUACCCGCAGAAGGUGGACGCGCUGGCUCUGAUCAACUGCACGUCAAACCAGUCGGGCUGGAUCGAGUGGGCCUAUCAGAAGAUGAACACGCGCUCGCUGCGCGCCCGCGGCAUGACGCAGAACGUGCUGGACUAUCUCAUGUGGCACCACUUCGGCAAGUUCCCCGAGGAGCGGAACCACGACCUGACGCAGAUGUACCGCAUGCACUUCAACCGCAACGUGAACCCGACCAACCUGUCGCUGUUCAUCGACUCUUACCUACGUCGCACCGACCUCGGCAUAUCGCGCGACGCUGAAACCAUUAAGGCGCCCGUGCUGAACAUCACUGGAGCCCUGUCGCCUCAUGUAGAGGACACGGUCACGUUUAAUGGCCGGCUAUACCCUAACAACUCCACCUGGAUGAAGAUAUCCGACUGCGGCAUGGUUCUCGAGGAGCAGCCGGGCAAGAUCUCCGAGGCUUUCCGUCUGUUCCUGCAGGGCGAGGGCUACGUGGCGCCGCUCUCGCCGACCAAGAUCGUGCUGUUCCGCCGCCUGUCGGACGCCGGGCGCCGCCGCCCCUGCCGCCACUCGCCCGUCAUCCGCAUCACCGAGAACCCCAUCUCGGAGGCCAUCGUUUGCUAAACACCUAACUAUGCUACGCUGGUGCGAUUGUCUAUUAUCAAUACCAUAAUUUACUAAGAUAGGCCGGACUUUGGAGUUAUGAAAUUAUGGUAUUAGGUAUCUUAUUGGCCGAAUGACCGAGUCAGUAAAUUUUGUUUGUGUACGUUCGUUUUAAUUUCUUUCGAUAAAUCUGCUGGAUGCACGUGGUGGGUUGACAUGUUAGCUGACUAUGCAAUGAUGGCACGCUUUGCUCGACAGUUAUUUAUAAUAGUUUUUUCGGCUAAUCGCACCGGCGUGGUGUUUGUCUAAACAUGACCUAAGCGCAUACACCCAACUCUAUUAGCCCAAUCGAAAUUGGCAACGUGUAAAUAAAGAAAAAGACCAAGUACAAAUAGAUACCUACGAUGGACUUAUCACACAGAAGCUACGCUGUUUUAGGCAUCCAUUUUGCUGCCAUAUGCAGUUUAACUGUAGUUGAAUAACAACCCCAAAUGUCGAAACAUAUAAUUAGAAUGAUUAUGAUCACUUAUUACAUUACAUCAAAGGAUUUGUAUUAAUCACGGCAUUAUGUAAUCGUAUCAGUAUUAUGUAAUGAUUUAUUAAAAAUUUGAUAUUGUGUCGUGAGCAACUUAUAAUUAUCAGAUACCAAAAUAAUAACUAUGCACAAUGUUACAAUUAUAAAACCCGUCACCGCUAAAAUAUUAAGAUCUAGCUUUAGAAGUUGUACCAAACAAACAUAGAAUAAUAACUGAUAAUGGUAUUUUUUUUGCAAUGAACGCUAGUAUCCCAAAUGGCGUGUAGUUAGUUAGUUAAAAUACUCGUGUAUUAUAUCCUCCCCUAGUCUAAAAUAUUGAUAAAGUUUGAGUUUGCCGCAAUAUUCGUAACAUUGGUCCUUAAAAGGUUAAUAAAAAAUUGUAUAUUUACAUAUAUUCCAUGUUGAGUGUAUGUGCUUUGGAAAAGGGGCGUAUUUUUGCGGAAUUCGUUUCCUACCGCUUAAUAUUUAUUUUUAAUACAAAAAAGCUUUAAAACUUAAGUUACGGCAUGAAUGUGAUUAUGAGCGUUGCUCCUUGAUGAUUAUUUAUAUUUUAUUGGUAAAUACUAAACGUAAAUUAUUUGGCUUAGUAUAUAAGUACAUGUGUACGUAAUUUAUUCGAAAACCGGUGACCGCGAAGGGUAAAGUUUGUAAGGUAGCAUCAAUAACAUUGUUAACAUAAAAGUUUACGACGGAACCAAAGAAUCGUGUAAGUGUACAUAUCUUGUGAGGACAGUGGAAUGUAAAUAAAAUAUUCUGCGGGACAAUGGUAAAAGAGCUCCGCGAGCCACCGGUUACGUACCCUUUUGUUCGAGGCGCACUUAUCUCGUACCUUUUUAAAUAUGUUUUAUUACUUACUAGUAUAAACUAUACAUAAGUAUAUUAGGUACUACAUCUAUGACGUAGUGUUCGGGUAGGAAGUCACUUUACACUAUACUUGUAAAUGUUUUGUGCCGCUCGAAUCGAAUAUUUAGUUUGAUCACAUAACGGCGAGAGGGACAACCCAUUGGCGUUUUCUCAUGUGUGUAAUUGUAAUAUUCACUUUUAAAUUAAUACCGGUUGUUCCUUUCGCUGUAACGUCGUUAGAGUGAGAGGAACGUCGGCGGUUCGCUAGAGCCUCGCUGGGUGCUAAGUUAAGACCAAGAUAGAUUUUCGAGAAUGAUUAUUUAACGUAAAAGGGUUUUGGAAGAUUGUUUCGCCUAUGUAUAACGCCUAGAUAUAUAUUUAAAUCAAGUUUCAAAUAUAUUUUGUACUCGUUUUAUUUCAUAUUAAUCGAAGUGUUGUGAUCAAAUCGUCUAAGAAAUCUUUUUCCUUGUUUUAGUUUAAGUUGAUCAGUAUUAAUUGUGAGUAAGAUAUUUUUAGUUGUCUGGAUUAUUGAAAUCACACUUCUUUUAAUAAGUAUAGUGUUUAAAUAUAGAGGAGAUUGCUUGUUCCAUUACAAUUGAUAUCAUUAUGUUAAGUAUUUAAGUGUGUUGUUGUCCGGCGUAGAAUCUCCGCUACGCUUGAGCCAGGGGAGCGCUUAACUAACUUAACACUAAAUGUUCGAACAGAUUUGCUAUUUUAGGAUUUUAUUUUAUUUUAUUUUUAUAUACUGGGAUUGUGUCUACUCAAUUGGUAUAUUAUACAAUGUUUUAAGUUAGUUAAUCGCCAGUGUCGUGCGGCAUUACGGGUGGGCGUUUCUCUUCGUAGUUAGGUUAGAUUUUGAUCUGUAGCUGGAUCUGUCUAGGACCUGUUCGGGCCGCAGUGCCGCUGCGCGCUGCCCGGUACAAACGUGCCAAAGGAAAGUUUACCGAAUUGCGAAAUUCUCCACACUUUUGUUUGGUAACUUUCUGCGCACCUAUACCAACAGGCCACGCGCGUCGCCACUCCGAGCCUGCUCCACUAUGUGCUUUGUAGAGGUACAAUGGAUAAUAAAAGAGUUUUAUGAUUUCUAGAUUUUUAAAUAAGCAGAUAUACCUUUUAAAGAAAUCAGUCUAUCGUGAGGUUAUACAUAUUGAUAUUGGUACCACGAAGUGGAAUAGACUCCAAAAAGAAAAUUCGCCCUCAGCUUGUAAAGCUUUGACAAUAAUUUAAUAUGAUACUCUUUUUUUUUCAGUUGGUUAUCAUUGAAAUCAUGACAAUAAAACAAGUUUUUGACGCUUAAAAUCCCACAAUUAUGGAAUUGAUUACCUGUUGAAAUAUUAAUUGUUACCUAGCUAUAUGUCCACCGCCAAUACGUGUGUCACAUACAUAUUACUGUUACCAAACCACCUUCGCUUUGUUUACAGGUUAAAAGGUAAGUAGUUGGCACAGUCAAAGAGCGGGUAGUACCUACGUAGGUACACGUACCUACACCUUUUUGAAUCCUUUAAAUAAAUAGUUCUGAUACUCAUUGUUAGGUAACUAAAAGGCGAAUUAACUGUUUGGAGCUCAUACAAUUGUAUGCUGUUUUUAUUAGGAUUCCUUUUUAAACCACACUUGCUCUUAACGAAAUGUCAACAACUGAGUUUAUAAAUUGUGUGAAUUUAUGAUGGUUCUAAUAAAAAGUGAUUUUACAAGGAGA
Molecule: messenger RNA, 4391 nt
Organism: Cydia strobilella
Lineage: Eukaryota; Metazoa; Arthropoda; Insecta; Lepidoptera; Tortricidae
Gene: MESK2
Product: protein NDRG3-like
Exons: 9
Coding region: 16-1338 (440 amino acids)
Biological process (GO): signal transduction
Cellular component (GO): cytoplasm
Source: RefSeq, a predicted model, not a curated record